Epinephelus fuscoguttatus (brown-marbled grouper) is the source of this 7911-nucleotide messenger RNA. RefSeq names its product Ca2+-dependent activator protein for secretion a (gene cadpsa). The record is from RefSeq and is a predicted model, not a curated record. Gene Ontology annotation, biological process: positive regulation of exocytosis; dense core granule exocytosis; synaptic vesicle exocytosis. Gene Ontology annotation, cellular component: glutamatergic synapse. Lineage: Eukaryota; Metazoa; Chordata; Actinopteri; Perciformes; Serranidae. The transcript has 29 exons. The coding region runs from base 279 to 4265 and encodes 1328 amino acids.
GACUGGUAGACUUGAAAGGCUUGGAAAUCACGCAGCCAACUAGACUCUACAACACUUUCAUUUUUCUUGCUGAGAUUGACACGUCUGACGGCAUUUUUUUUUCUUGAAAAGCAACAGUCAUAGUCGCUCAUCUGUCAGGUUUCUCGUCUCCACAGCGACUUCCCCUGGAUCUCUCCCUCUGUGGCUGACACUCAAGCUGAUCGGCAUCUUUUUUUUCUACUUUUACAGUUUUACCUUUGCAGCAGGUAGCCUAUAUUCUCCAUCCAAGCCUCGCCAGCAUGUUGGACCCGUCUUCCAGCGAGGAGGAAGGGGAUGAGAUACUGGAGGUGGAGCGCAAAGAGGUGGCGGCCCCGAAGAGCCUCGGAGGAACCCGGCUGUCACCGGGCCGAGCCUCCGACGGCAACGGCGGCGGAGGGCUCCAGCCCAGGGGCCGCGGGAGCGGCGGUGGCCGACCCUCCAGCCCCAGCCCGUCGGUGGGCAGCGACAAGGAAAAAGAGGACCUGGAGAAGAUGCAGAGAGAGGAGGAGGAGAGGAAAAAGAGACUCCAGCUGUAUGUGUUUGUGAUGCGCUGCAUCGCCUAUCCGUUCAACGCAAAGCAACCUACUGACAUGGCCAGGAGGCAGCAGAAGAUCAGUAAGCAGCAGCUGCAGACAGUCAAAGAGCGUUUCCAGGCGUUCCUCAGUGGAGACACCCAGAUUGUAGCUGAUGAAGCCUUCAUCAAUGCUGUCCAGAGCUACUAUGAGGUCUUCCUGAAAAGUGACCGUGUGUCCCGGAUGGUGCAGAGUGGCGGCUGCUCAGCCAGCGACUCUCGGGAGGUUUUUAAGAAGCACAUAGAGAAGCGGGUACGCAGCCUGCCUGAGAUCGACGGCCUGAGCAAAGAGACAGUGCUGAGCUCCUGGAUUGCUAAAUUUGACACCAUCUACCGAGGCGAAGAGGACCCAAGGAAGCACCAGCAGAGAAUGACGGCCAGCGCUGCCUCCGAGCUCAUCCUCAGCAAGGACCAGCUGUACGAGAUGUUCCAGCAGAUCCUGGGCAUCAAGAAGUUUGAGCACCAACUCCUCUAUAACGCCUGCCAGCUGGACAACCCAGAUGAGCAGGCAGCUCAGAUAAGGAGAGAGCUGGACGGACGACUGCAAAUGGCAGACCAAAUAGCUCGGCACGGUGGAAGAUUUCCCAGGUUUGCAUCCAGAGAGAUGGAGGCCAUGUUCAUUGAGGAGCUGCGAUCCUCUGUCAAUCUGCUGAUGGCCAACCUGGAGAGCAUGCCGGUGUCCAAGGGAGGAGAGUUCAAGCUACAGAAGCUUAAACGAGGUCACAACACCUCCAUUAUGGACAUGGGCCAGGAGGACGAGAACACGCUGUCCAAAUCUGACGUGGUGCUCUCCUUCACCCUGGAGGUUGUGAUCAUGGAGGUCCAGGGUCUGAAGUCAUUGGCUCCAAACAGGAUUGUUUACUGCACCAUGGAGGUGGAGGGAGGACAUAAACUGCAAACGGACCAGGCUGAGGCCUCCAAACCCACUUGGGGUACCCAGGGUGACUUCACCACCACCCAGCCAUUACCUGCUGUGAAGGUGAAGCUGUUUACUGAGAGCACAGGAGUGCUGGCUCUGGAAGAUAAGGAGCUGGGGAAGGUUGUGCUCCACCCGACUCCCAACAGUCCCAAGCAGUCUGAACUCCACAAGAUGACAGUGUCUAAAGGCUGUCCAGACAAUGACCUCAGGAUCAAACUGGCCAUUCGCAUGGACAAACCACAGAACAUGAAGCAUUGUGGGUACCUCUGGGCCAUUGGCAAGAACGUGUGGAAAAGAUGGAAGAAAAGAUUCUUUGUGCUGGUUCAGGUGAGUCAGUACACCUUUGCCAUGUGCAGCUACAGAGAGAAGAAGGCUGAGCCUGUGGAGCUCCUGCAACUGGAUGGCUACACUGUGGACUACACUGACCCCCAGCCAGGUCUAGACGGCGGUCGGACGUUCUUCAACGCUGUGAAAGAGGGCGACACUGUGAUUUUUGCUAGUGAUGAUGAGCAGGACCGGAUCCUAUGGGUACAGGCCAUGUACCGAGCUACCGGCCAGUCACACAAGCCAGUUCCUCCCACCCAGGUCCAGAAACUCAACUCAAGAGGGGGCACAGCACCACAGCUCGACGCACCCAUAUCUCAGUUUUAUGCUGAUCGAGCCCAGAAGCAUGGCAUGGAUGAGUUUAUUUCAGCCAACCCCUGUAACUUUGACCAUGGCUCGCUGUUUGAGCUUGUACAGCGCCUCACUCUGGACCACAGACUCAACGACUCCUACUCCUGCCUGGGCUGGUUCAGUCCUGGUCAGGUGUUUGUCUUAGACGAGUACUGCGCUCGCUAUGGUGUUCGAGGCUGCCAUCGGCAUUUGUGUUACCUGAGCGAUCUGCUGGAGAGGGCAGAGAACGGAGCCAUGAUCGACCCCACCCUGCUACACUACAGCUUUGCCUUCUGUGCCUCCCACGUCCAUGGAAACAGGCCUGAUGGUAUUGGCACAGUGACUGUGGAAGAGAAGGAGCGCUUUGAGGAGAUCAAGGAGAGGCUUCGGGUGCUUCUGGAGAACCAGAUUACACACUUCAGGUACUGCUUUCCAUUUGGACGGCCAGAGGGAGCACUGAAAGCAACUCUGUCCUUGCUUGAAAGGGUUCUCAUGAAAGAUAUUGUCACUCCGGUUCCACAAGAGGAAGUCAAGGCUGUGAUCCGUAAGUGUCUGGAGCAGGCAGCUCUGGUCAACUACCAACGUUUGUCAGAGUACGCAAAACUGGAGGGGAAAAAGAGAGAGAUGUAUGAGCAUCCUGUCUUCUGCUUGGCGUCUCAAGUCAUGGAUUUAACCAUUCAGAAUGUAGGGCGGUUAGUCACCCCGGCUAAAAAACUGGAAGACACUAUUCGCCUGGCUGAGCUGGUGAUUGAGGUGCUUCAGCAGAACGAGGAACACCAUGCUGAGGCCUUUGCAUGGUGGUCAGACCUGAUGGUGGAGCAUGCUGAGACCUUCCUGUGUCUCUACUCGGCCGACAUGGACGCAGCUCUUGAAGUUCAGCCGCCUGACAGCUGGGACAGUUUCCCUCUCUUCCAGCUGCUCAACGACUUCCUGAGAAUGGACUAUAACCUGUGCAAUGGGAAGUUCCACAAACACCUGCAGGACCUGUAUGCUCCCCUGGUGGUGCGAUACGUGGACCUGAUGGAGUCCUCCAUUGCUCAGUCCAUUCACAGAGGCUUUGAAAGAGAAUCCUGGGAACCUGUCAAGAGUAUAACGAGUACUCUGCCCAGUGUCAACCUCCAAAUGCCCAAAGUACCAAAUCUAACAGUGUCAAGUGUUAACCUCCCACAAAUGCCCAGCUUUACUCCACCUGACUGGAUGACAGCUAAUUAUGACUCAGAUAAUGGAUCAGGGACGUCAGAGGAUCUCUUCUGGAAGCUGGAUGCUCUGCAGACCUUCAUCAGAGAUCUCCACUGGCCAGAAGAGGAGUUUGGCAAACACCUGGAGACCCGACUGAAGCUGAUGUCCAGUGACAUGAUUGAAUCAUGUGUAAAACGGACACGAGCAGCGUUUGAAGCCAAGCUUCAGAAGAGCAGCCGGGCCACAGACUUCCGCGUGCCACAGUCCAUCUGCACCAUGUUCAAUGUCAUGGUGGAUGCCAAAGCCCAAUCAGCCAAGCUGUGUGCCAUGGACCUAGGGCAGGAGAGACAAUACCAUUCCCAAAUUGACAACCUAAUUGAAGAGACGGUGAAGGAGAUGAUAACUCUGCUAGUAGCUAAGUUUGUGGUCAUCCUCGAGAGUGUGUUAGCCAAGCUCUCCAGAUAUGAUGAGGGAACACUCUUCUCUUCCUUCCUAUCUUUCACAGUGAAAGCUGCCUCAAAGUAUGUGGAUGUACCUAAGCCAGGGAUGGAUGUUGCUGACGGUUAUGUGACGUUUGUUCGUCACUCCCAGGACAUGCUGCGGGAGAAGGUCAAUGAGGAGGUGUACAUAGAGAGAUUGUUUGAUCAAUGGUACACCAGCACCAUGAACCUUCUGGGAACAUGGCUUACUGACCGUAUGGACCUGCAACUCCAUGUUUAUCAACUGAAGAUUCUCAUCAGGAUUGUCAAGAAAAAGUACCGUGACUUCCGCCUUCAAGGGGUGCUGGACUCCACGUUAAACAGUAAGAUGUAUGAGACAGUGAGAAAUCGGCUGACCUUGGAAGAAGCCACUGCCUCAGUGAGGGAAGGAGGGAUGCAAGGCAUUUCCAUGAAGGACAGUGAUGAAGAGGACAAUGAUAACUAGAUACAAGGGUCCUGAAAACUACAAGAAUGUCAACGCUUUUCAGAGGGUGAGCGGUAUACUGCCUGAGAACCCAUGCAGCCUUUCCAUGAGGUCAAAACAGAUUGGCCUAACAUCAAACUUUUUCCUUCCGUUAUUUGCUGUUUCAGUUUGUCAUCCCUGUAAUAGUUCCACAUUUCUGUCUGAAUUGAUACAAGAGGAAAAUGCAUUUUGUGUCUGUGAACACUUGCAAUACGCAAGACUGUCCUAUCAAUGCUUUUCAUUUCAAAAUUCCCCAUGUAGGCUCAUUCAGCUCAAAACUAAAACUGAAAUGUGAGCAAAUGACUGCAAAAUAUCACAGAAGCCAAAAUGGGACAUUAGUGUCCAACAGGCACAAAUGUGAGCGUGAAAUUCUUGCAAAGCAGCCUUAUAAAUAAGGCUAUCGAGACAGGCAGGUGAUUGCAUAUAUAUGGAGUUCAUCUUUUAAAGACAUGAAAAAUAUUGUUGUACCUUCAUGCUGUGCAACCCAAAAUGACUACACUCUUUGUACGGGAGCUUUGCUGUUGCUCGUCACUGACACUGAAAAGUACAUAGAGCACUCUCUUUACUUUAGGCAGUUCUGCUAAAGAACUUAGGACACGCUCAAAGGAUCCAGACCACCAUGUUGUGGUUCCAAGUGAAAUUAAUACAGUUUUUUUAAGCCUGCCAACAAUUGCAUGAUGAACUUUUCACUGUUGAAGUCGUAUUGAUCCAAACGGCCCUAGGACUGAUGGUUACUUGUUGGUUUAAGGUCAGAUGAAACAGUCCAAAACAACAGAAUCAGAACUAAAACAAAUAUUUAAUAAAUAUUUCCAAAACUUCCCCUGAAUGUUCUCAAGCAAUAUGGAUGACUAUUUUGUUCUCAACCUUAUGAACAAGGCUCUACAUUUCUUUGUAUAGUACUAAAAAAAGUGCAGUGAGUAAAGUUACUUUAUGUAGCAUUGUUGUUAAGGGUGUGAAUAUGGGCUCAUAUUACUUUGUUUUUGGUAAUGAGUUUGUAUGUCUAAACCAUAAAAUCUAAACAAAAUGUUUAAAUUGAUGUGCUGUGAUAUGAUGUGACAGUAACGUCACGUAACAUUUGUCUGUUCUCAGCCAGCUUCUCAAAGCCUAUCUAAUGUCUCUCUAAUGGUCGCAACAACCGUCAGACAGCAAAUAAAAUCCAAGGCACCAUCAACAGUUAAGUCUAUGGGUGCAAAAGCUGAGUAAUUUUAGUAAAUUUGUGACAAGAAUGAGAACAUCAUUCAGCCAAUGUUUACCUCUCAAGGAAGCAUUCUGUAAUUUUGAAAGUCCCAGUUUUUGCCCUCUUACCUAAUGUCAUAUGAGAAGGUCAUUAUCAAUGUCAUCUCUCACCUCUUUGAUUGAGAUCAAUACAGUCUAAAUAAGUCUGUAUGUAAGUGUAAGUGUUAGCCUGAGUGGAGCAUAAGUGCUGGAUGGAUGUUGAAUGAUCGCACAUGUUUUUUAACCAAAGUUGGGUAUUAGAGUGGGGUUCAGGCAUCUAACAUCUAAAGCCAACCUGAGCCUGAGGGACCAAUAACCAAGCCCGACCCAAACCUGACACUUAUUUUGUUUUUUAUGUUUAAACCCAACCCGAGCCCGACGCAGUAAAUGUGACAUUACUGAACCUCAAAAUCCAACCAUCACAGUUUAUUUGAUGUCAUCAUGGAGGAAGAGAACUUAGGACCUAGCAUUCACUGUGGAUGGCUUCAGUGAUGCUUCUGGUGCUAAGUGUAAAGGCCAGAAUGCCCCCAGCAAGUACAUCGAGCUCAGGUCAGUGUUAGGUGAUGACAUGUUUUGUUUGACAUACUCUAUCAUUAGCUAGCUAACGUUAACCUACGUUAAUAUUAGGGCUGUCAAAAUAAUACGUUAAUUUCAAUUAAUUAAUCACAGAGAAAAUAACGUGUUAAAGAAAAUUAACGCUGAUUAAUCGCAUUCCAUGGUGCCCUUGACCCGGUGCAUCAUUAAACGCCACAGUGGCUUUGUCACAUGAUGGAGGCAGACAAGACAACGCUGCUUGGCCCUGUGAAUGGAACAUAUACAUUUAUAAAAUGCCCAGAUGGAACCGCUGAUAGGAGCACUGUUCUCUGCAAUCUCUGCAGUAAGGAAUUUUUGUGCCAUUCAAAGUAAUUUAAGCCUGUAAUAUCACUUUAAUGCAAAUAAUGUAGUAGCGAACCCAGAGGUCCGAACUAGCACAGCCACUGAUGCUAGCACUAGCAGUCAGCCUUGUCAAGCCACAUUUGAUGAGGUGUUCAGAGGCAAAGUAGUAGAAGUAGCGCAACACAGACAGCCAAUCCGUCACUUUUAGGCUGAACCCGACCCAAACCCAAACAUUAUUUUAUCCAAACUGGGUCCGACCCGUUGGGUCGCAUCGGGUUCAGGUCGGGUAUCCACACUCUAAUGGGUUAGUCUUUUGAAACACCUUAAAUACUAACUAAGCUGUCUUUGUCACUGGUCUUGAUCUUCUGCUCUGACUCACAGUAAGACUCACAGGGCAGUUGGAUGAUUUACUGACAUUGCCAUCCCUAGGACUGACAUCUUUAUUAAAAAAAAAUAAAUAAAUAAAUAAUGUAACAUUAACAUGUCAGUAACUUCAGAUUAAUCUGCAUAAUUGUGACAAGUAGGUAAUAAGUCAUUUUGAAACAAGCAGCUAAAUGAAACACAUGCUCAGCUUGUUAACCUGUAGCACAUUUGCAUGAGAUGUGAAAUUGUGCACACAAAAUAAAGUGAAGGCACGCAUUUAUCAAAAAGUUUAAAAAAAAAAAAAAAGAAAAAAAAUGUAAAACAUGUUUGGGAAAUGAUGUUUGUUGUGUGCGGUGAAAUUGAAAGAUAGGAUUUGAAAUUAAAGAGGAUGGGAGGUGUGUCUCUGUUACAAUAUCAUCCAAUGACUUCAAUAUAAUCACUUAUGGUCUCGAACUAUACAUUUGACUCUACUAACACUUUGUGUAAAUGCUAAAAGUUCUUCCAUCGGAGAGUGAGAAAGCUGCAUGUGUCCUUUACAAAGAAAGUGAGGCUGUGUUACUAAUACUCUGUGUCAAACUGCCUACAUAUGAGUCUACUGGUGACAACACAAGCUGUAUGUUGCUGUUGGAGUAAACACUGACUGCUUGUGGUCUCACAGCGUUGAUACUUUGAUUUCCACAUCAACCUAACACCUCUGACUUAUCCUUUUUUUUGUUUGAUAGAUAAGUUAGCAAGGCAAUACACAUAUCGUUUGGUUUUAAAGACACUAAUAGCCUGUUUUCAACCUUUUUCACAUUUUCAAUUUUAGUAAAACAAAAGCUCUAUUUUAGUCUAAUAUCAUUUGAAUAAUGGAGUUGAUUUGCCAUCUAUUAUAUAUGUUCUUAUAUGUGCCCUGUGCUUCAAUCCUGGAUGUAUGGUGGGGCUAAUCUACAUUUUUAUAAUGGAUGAUGGGAGGUGACGUCUGUCUGUUCUUUCCCUCUGUCAACUGUUUUCUAUACUGUACACCUAGAGCUGUGUGUCACCCUGUGUGCAAGUACAGUAUACUGCAUGUCCCCAGUAUUCACUCCCUUAAGUGUUUUUGCUCCGUAUGUGAAGUUACCGGUGGGUUCGUCAUGCUUCUGCCUUCUAGAAGAGCCCACCAAGGCCAAGAACAUUUAAAUAAAGUGAAUGGCAA